Melopsittacus undulatus (budgerigar) is the source of this 688-nucleotide messenger RNA. It is a transcript of the gene TIMM10B, whose product is annotated as translocase of inner mitochondrial membrane 10B. The record is from RefSeq and is a predicted model, not a curated record. Lineage: Eukaryota; Metazoa; Chordata; Aves; Psittaciformes; Psittaculidae. Gene Ontology annotation, cellular component: mitochondrial intermembrane space chaperone complex. Bases 37 to 354 code for a protein of 105 amino acids. The transcript has 3 exons.
AGGUGACGCCGGCGGAAGCGGGGAUCGGAGCGGGGCAUGGAGGCGGUGGCGGAGGAGCAGCGGCAGCAGCUGCGCAGCCUGCGGGACUUCCUGCUGGUGUACAACCGCAUGACCGAGCUCUGCUUCCGGCACUGUGUCUGUAACCUCAACUACCGGCUGCUGACCGGGCGUGAGGAAUCCUGCCUGGACAGCUGUGCCUCCAAGCUGGUGCACUCCAACCACCGCCUCAUGCGCUCCUACGUGGCUCUGAUGCCAGGCAUCCUGCAGCGCCGUGCGGCUGACUCAGCAUCCCAAGACCCGGCGCUUCCCGCAGCCCCCCCUGACCCCCCGGCGGCUCCCAGGACGGGCACGUAGCAGGUGGGUGGCCCCAGGAUGGAUCCAGGCCUGGUGCUGGGCUGAGCCUGCCCACACUGAGCUGGAGCUCCUGCUGCUCCGGACAUGGCCAUGCGGGUCUGCGGCCUCCGUCAGGAUUGGGACCCUCCAUCGGGAUCAGGAAUGUGUCAGCAGCUGCCAGGCCUGUCCGGUGGCAGUGGGAAGGGGAUGGCAGCGCCAGUGCCUCCAGUGGGGGAUUCCCACCCACACUUGGUGCUGGUGGCUCCGUGCUGGGCUCUGGCUCCAGCCCUGGGCCUUGGAUUCUCAGGAGUGUUUUCCUCAUGCUAAUAAAGUGUCUCACCCCCAAUGUCUGCCA